Molecule: messenger RNA, 1185 nt
Organism: Drosophila persimilis
Lineage: Eukaryota; Metazoa; Arthropoda; Insecta; Diptera; Drosophilidae
Gene: ImpL2
Product: neural/ectodermal development factor IMP-L2
Exons: 3
Coding region: 325-1185 (286 amino acids)
Biological process (GO): axon guidance; homophilic cell-cell adhesion; dendrite self-avoidance
Cellular component (GO): axon; plasma membrane
Molecular function (GO): cell-cell adhesion mediator activity
Source: RefSeq, a predicted model, not a curated record
CAUCCCGAGCAGAACACAGCUCUCUCAGCCGAGAACCCAGAAGCGAACUGAAAUCGAGACCCAGCCGCAGCCGCAGCGUCAGAGAAGAGCAGGCCCAAAGAGAAGAGAGCCCCAAUAGAACAUAACUGUAACUGCUUGUGGCGGUGCGCUCUAUUCGGAAACGGCAAACAGGAAACCGAAUCCGACUCCUAAAUCGAAAUCUGCAAUAAAUUCGAAUCUUCAUCGAAAGUUCUAGAACUCUAGUGCGAAAAAAAAACUGAAAGUGAAAACGGAAAUUCUGUGAAAGUCUUCAAAGUGAAAGCUAGAGGAAAAUCGAACCGGAAAAUGCAGAAAAUGAAUUUAAGUUUGUGCGCCUUAGCGCUGCUGCUGUUCGGCAGCCUCUCGAGCGUCCAGAGCCGUGCCGUGGACAUUGUAGACGAUAGCAACGAUGUCGACAACUCCAUCGAGGCGGAGCCGGAGGAGAAGCCCCGAGGACGCCCCUUCGAGGCCGACUGGCUCAAGUUCACCAAAUCGCCGCCCGCCAAGCUGCAGCAGGCAGCCGGCGCCACCCUGGAGAUUGUCUGUGAGAUGAUGGGCUCCCAAGUGCCCAGCAUCCAGUGGGUGGUCGGCCACAUGCCGCUCUCUGAGAUUGAGAACCUCGAGUCGAAUGUGGUGUCCGAGGAUGCGGCCAGUGCCAUUGUCCGCGUGCGAUCUGUACACAUCAUCGAUCACAUGCUGAGCGAACCCCGCACCUACACCUGCGUGGGACGCACUGGCUCCAAGACCAUCUACGCCAGCACCGUGGUCCACCCAGUGCGCUCCGAUCUGGUUGAUAUGCGCAUGGUGCGCGAGAAGCAGUAUCCGGGCCCCCAGAAGCCGCGCAUCAUCUACACCGAGAAGACCCAUCUGGAUCUGAUUGGCUCCAGUGUGAUGCUGCCCUGCAAGGUGCACGCACGGCCCCGUGCCGAAGUCACUUGGUUGAACAACGAGAACAAGGAGGUUGUCCAGAGCCAUCGCUACAAGGUGCUGCCCACGGGCGAUCUGCUCAUCUCGGAGAUCAAGUGGGAGGAUAUGGGCAACUACAAGUGCAUUGCCCGCAACUCUGCUGGCCGCGACUCAGCCGACACCUUUGUUUAUCCUGUACUUGUAAGUAUCCUCUUCUCUACUAUUCUCUAUCUGUCUACUCGUACAUCCUGUAGGAUGUAG